AAAAACAGACACGGGAGGGGGGAGCGGGGUAACAUGGGGGCCCCACCCCCCGCACCCCACCACGCACCCCCCCCCCCCCCGCAGCCUCUCCUCGUUCUGCAGCCGGCCGCCUCCCCCCCCCCCCGCUUUCCCAGCUGCUGCGAAGCGCCCGGGGGGGGGGGGGAGGGCGGGGAUCCUUCCCGCCGCCCCGCCUGUUGCGCGCAGCCCCGCCUGGCUCCCGGCAGCCUUGGGCCGGCGGCGGGGAGGCCGGGCCGGCCAGGCGCGAGCGCUCCGUCCGCCCUCCGAGGCCGGCCUUGCGCGGGGGCUGACCCGGGACGGCUGCCAGGGGUCGGGGCCGGAGCGCAGCCCGGACAGCCCCGCGCGCCUCCCGCUCGCCAGGAGAGAAGCCGCCGCCGACGGACCCCUGCCCGCCCUCGCCCCCCACCCCUCCCGCGCCCCUCCCCUCCUUCCCUCCCUGCCCGCGGGUGCUCUGGGGCCGAGCGCGACUUCCUCUUCCUCCGCGGCGCCCCCCCCCCCCACCCGCCUGCAGACCCCGACGGCGCGCCCUGCUUGGCCGGCCCCGCGGAGGCGUCGCCAGGGCUCCCCCGGGAGGGGCCCAGACGAAGACAAAGGCCGGCCCCGACGCCCCUCCGCGCGCAGCUCCCCGAGGAGGAGCCCACUGGAUUUUUCCCAGAGAAAAUGUCAGUUUUAACCAUGGAAGCCCAGUGUCUUGACGAACGAGGGAGCUUCUUUAAGCUGAUUGACACAAUCGCAUCAGAAAUUGGAGAACUGAAACAAGAAAUGGUACAGACAGAUCUGAUGCUGGAAGACAGGCCCACAAAUAUACAAAGCCUGGAGAAAGACAUGAGCGAUUUGUGUCCAGCUCAAAAAGAUUUUAAAAGCUUCCCACGAGAUUCUGGAUACGACAGCCUGCCCAGUAAGCUCAGCGUACUCGAUAAGCUUCUUCACACGCAUCCCGUUUGGUUACAGCUCGGCUUGAACGAUGCUGAAACGGCAGAAGUCCUGCAGACGCAGCCUCCGGGAACCUUCCUUGUUAGGAAGUCGACAAGAAUGCAAAAGAAAGUCUUAUCUCUGCGUCUGCCAACCACCGACUUGGGUUCGUGCCUCAAGGAAUUUGCAAUAAAAGAGAGUGCGUACACCUUCUCCCUGGAAGGAUCUGGAAUAAGUUUUGCGGAUUUAUUCAGGCUGAUUGCUUUCUACUGUAUUAGCAGGGACGUCUUGCCGUUCACUUUGAGGCUGCCCCGUGCGAUCGCUGCAGCAACGACAGAGGCCGAGCUUGAAGAGGUGGCUCAGCAGGGACUGAGUUUUUGGAGCUCCCCUGCUAACGACAGACCGCAAAACCCUCCGCCCCUCCAGAAGCCCGUGCCUUCGGACUGCGUUUCCAAGGGCUCCCAGCAGCUCUGCCUCAUAAAUGGAGUUCAUUCUAUCAGGACCCGGACGCCUUCAGAGCUGGAAUGCAGCCAGACCAACGGAGCCUUGUGUUUUAUUAACCCUCUCUUCCUGAAAGUACACAGCCAAGAUGUUGGGGGGAAUCUGAAAAGGCCCUGCCUCAGAACUCAAGACGUGAACGGCCCGGAGAGGUCUCGCUCCCCCCCGCCGCGGCCUCCCCCGCCUUCUAUUCAUAGCUUCCUCGCCAGCCCUCAGCUGUCCAGGACGAUAAACCAGGCAAGCGUGCCAGAAACCGACGAUCGCCACAAACACUGGAACUCAAAACUGCUGCAGAAGAGGCCGACCCCCAUCCCACCACCUCGCCUGAAGAAGAAAGCACUCUCUUUCGAGGCAGAGAGCAGCGCGAAGCUCUCAGAGGGAGCUCAGCCGAGCCGUAACUCCGUGCACGGGCCAGACACUGCUAGCAUUCCAGCUGUAGCCCCGCCUCAGCAAAAUUUAGCAGGCUCGGUUGCCUGUUCUGAGUCACAGGUUCAGUGCAAUGGAGGCAGGCAGCGGCUGAGCGACAUGAGUCUUUCCACCUCGUCCUCGGACUCGCUGGAUUUCGACCGGAGCAUGCCGCUCUUCACCUACGACGGAGACACCAACAGCAGCUUGGAAGAGUACGAAGAAGAGAGCGACCAGGAGAGCAUGGCGCCGCCCCUGAAGCCCAAGAAGAAACGGAGCAGCUCGUUUGUGCUCCCCAAGAUUGUCAAAUCCCAGCUGCGGAAAGUGAGCGGGGUGUUCAGCUCCUUCAUGACCCCGGAGAAGAGGAUGAUCAAGAGAAUCGCGGAGAUGUCGCGAGACAAGCGCACCUAUUUCGGCUGCCUGGUGCAGGACUACGUGAGCUUUCUGCAGGAAAACAAAGAGUGCCACGUUUCCAGCACGGACUUGCUCCAGACGAUCCGGCAGUUCAUGACCCAAGUCAAAAGCUACCUGUCCCAGAGCUCUGAGCUGGAUCCCCCCAUUGAAUCGCUGAUCCCAGAAGACCAAAUAGAUGUGGUGCUGGAGAAGGCCAUGCACAAAAGCAUCCUGAAGCCCCUCAAGGGCCACAUUGAGGCGAUGCUGAAAGAGUUCCAUGUGGCCGACGGCUCUUGGAAGCAGCUGAAAGAGAACCUUCAACUUGUCCGGCAGAGGAACCCGCAGGAGCUGGGCGUGUUUGUCCCCACGCCAGACUUCGUGGAUGUUGAGAAGAUUAAAGUCAAGUUCAUGACCAUGCAGAAAAUGUACUCUCCUGAAAAGAAAGUUAUGCUGUUGCUGAGAGUCUGCAAACUGAUUUACACUGUGAUGGAGAACAAUUCAGGGAGAAUGUACGGCGCGGAUGACUUCUUGCCGGUGCUGACCUACGUUGUGGCCCAAUGUGACAUGCUGGAGCUGGAUGCUGAAAUUGAGUACAUGAUGGAACUGUUGGACCCGUCCUUGCUGCAUGGAGAAGGCGGGUACUAUUUGACAAGUGCUUAUGGAGCCCUUUCAUUAAUCAAGAACUUCCAAGAAGAACAAGCGGCCCGCCUGUUGUGUUCAGAAGCCCGCAAUACCCUUCGGCAGUGGCACAAGCGGAGGACCACCAACAGAACAAUCCCGUCUGUUGAUGACUUUCAGAACUAUCUUCGAGUGGCAUUCCAGGAAGUAAGUAGCGGUUGCACAGGGAAAACCUUGCUCGUGAGACCGUAUAUCACCACCGAGGACGUGUGCCAGCUCUGUGCGAAGAAGUUCAAAGUGGACACUCCUGAAGACUACAGCCUCUUUCUUUUCAUCGAUGACACUUGGCAGCAACUGACUGAGGACACUUAUCCUCAAAAAAUCAAAGCCGAACUGCACAGUCGGCCGCAGCCCCAGGUCUUCCAUUUUGUUUAUAAGCGUAUCAACAGUGACCCGUACGGAGCUGUUUUUCAGAACGACAACGGCAACCACUUGUCAUAAAGCUGGUGAUUUUUGUAAAGUUGCUGGAAAUAUCUUUUGUCUCACAACCGAACAUUUCUUGUGAGUGAGCUGGUCUGUAGGACUCCAAUCCACCCGCCUAGUAAAGCCACUAUCCAUGACUACAAAUAACGCGCAUAACGUAGGCAGCCCGUUGGUGCCACCAUGCACAAUUCACGGAGCACCACACCACAGACCUUUUCAAAUAUACUGCACUAUGUCCAUUUGCAGGUCUGUACUGCCUUUUAUUCUCAUCCUCAGUCCAAGCACAGUUUUUCAAUUAAAUAUAGUGAUAGGGCAGACCUUUUGGCAUGCUGACUGAUUUUCCUUCAGUUUCACCAGCGUGCGUCAGCAAUACUGUCCGAUGCAGGGCAUCUGUAAACUCUAUAUGGACGGCAAUAGCCUUCGCUAAAAUAGUUCUUUUUUUUUUAAUUAUUAUUAUUUUACUGAAGGCGAUGUGUCUUUAUAUAUUUCACAGAAACUUUAUAGCAGUUGCAGGUAAACUGUCACGGUUCUUAAAAUAUUUUUAAACUAUAGAAAUCUAUAAUGAUGCAUGUGAUAUUUUAAAACGUUUAAUAUACAAAAUAAAUCUCUUGCUGGUUUUAGAGGAGUGCCUUGACCUUUUUGGCGGGGUUUGAGUUUUGUAUUGUUGUUUGCCUCUUUCUACCCUGCCCCGUCUGUUUUUAAAGUCUGCUUUUUGCAAAAGCCGUUAGUAUUUUGGGCGUUGGCUGCCCGAGGCCUUUAGCAGACCCGAUACACGAUGUUUUACGGACUAUUCGUCAAUUGCAAUCUUGGAUAAACAGUUGAAGGGAGAGAUGGGGUAUUUGGAAAAAAAUUAAUGCAUAUAGGGAGACAACACAAAGAACCUAUUUGAUUAGAGCAAGCCUUUGUUGGCAUAGACAACAGUACAACAAUAAUAAAAACAGAUUAAAAAGCAUAUACAGUACAGAAAAUAAAUGUUAGGUCGAAGGAAAUCUACUGCCGUUUAGUAAUUUCCAGGAGAAAG
This is a messenger RNA of Sphaerodactylus townsendi, 4348 nucleotides long. It is a transcript of the gene RIN2, whose product is annotated as Ras and Rab interactor 2. Gene Ontology annotation, biological process: signal transduction; vesicle-mediated transport. The transcript has 12 exons. Gene Ontology annotation, cellular component: cytosol; endocytic vesicle. The record is from RefSeq and is a predicted model, not a curated record. Gene Ontology annotation, molecular function: guanyl-nucleotide exchange factor activity; small GTPase binding. NCBI's taxonomy places the organism in Eukaryota, Metazoa, Chordata, Lepidosauria, Squamata, Sphaerodactylidae. Bases 34 to 3345 code for a protein of 1103 amino acids.